GAGUCACAGUUGACGAUGGGGGAGACGGCGAGAGAGGACAGCAGCAAGGGCACGGUGAUCUCAGUAGAAGACGCUCUCGAAACAGUUCUCAGAGUGGUCCAGCGGCUGCCGCCUGUCACUGUGCCCCUCCACGAUGCGGCCGGGAAGGUGCUGGCGGAGGACAUUCGCGCGCGCGAACCUCUGCCGCCGUACCCUGCGUCGGUGAAGGAUGGAUAUGCGGUGGUAGCUUCCGAUGGGCCAGGCGAAUAUCCUGUAAUCGCUGAGUCAAGAGCUGGCAACGAUGGACUUGGCAUCACCGUCACUCCUGGAACUGUAGCCUAUGUUACCACUGGAGGACCAAUACCUGAUGGUGCAGAUGCAGUGGUACAAGUUGAGGACACUGAAGAAAUUGAAGAGCAUUCACUUGAUUCAAGGCAAGUAAGAAUAUUGAUACAAACAAGCAAAGGAGUAGAUAUUCGUCCAGUGGGUUGUGACAUUGAAGCAGAUGCUGUAGUAUUGACAUCUGGGCAAAGAAUUGGCGCUUCAGAAAUUGGUUUGCUUGCUACUGUAGGAGUGACAAUGGUGAAGGUAUAUCCAACUCCAACAAUUGGUGUGCUUUCCACAGGAGAUGAACUCGUGGAGCCAAUGACAGGUUGUUUAAAUCGUGGCCAGAUUAGGGACUCCAACCGCGCUAUGAUACUGGCAGCUUCACUACAGCAUCAUUGCAAAGUUCUUGACCUAGGUAUUGCUAGAGAUGAUGAAGAAGUACUGGAGAAUAUCAUCAAUACUGCCAUUUCUGCUGGAGUUGAUGUUAUUCUUACGUCUGGAGGUGUUUCCAUGGGAGACAGGGACUAUGUCAAACCACUAUUUCAAAGGAGAGGAACAGUGCAUUUUAGUAAGGUUUGGAUGAAACCAGGAAAGCCUUUAAAUUUUGCGGAGAUCAAUUCCAGACCUGCAGAGAAUAUGCCAAUGAAAAGAAUUUUUGCAUUCGGGUUGCCUGGAAAUCCAGUUAGCUGUCUUGUCUGCUUCCAUGUAUUUGUGGUCCCUACCAUCCGCCGUCUUGCUGGAUGGAAAAAUCCUCAUCUUUUGAGAGUGCAUGCUCGUCUUCGUCAGCCUUUAAAGACAGAUCCUGCACGCCCAGAAUUUCAUCGUGCUAUCGUUGGAUGGGAGUUAAAUGAUGGAUUGGGAUAUCCUGGCUUUGUUGCUGAGAGUACUGGCCACCAGAGGAGCAGUCGGAUUUUAAGUAUGAAGUCUGCUAAUGCUUUGUUGGAGUUGCCAGCAACAGGCAGUGUAAUAGCAGCUGGGACUUCUGUGCCAGCCAUCAUUAUUUCUGAUAUAAGCAAUGCUAUUUGCGAAAGUUCCUUGUCACCUAAUUCGGCAUCACCUUUCCAAAGAUUUAUACUGCAAGAAAGAACUGUAGCUGAGUCUCAGGAUGCCGGGGUUAGAGUAGCAAUUCUUACAGUGAGUGAUACUGUUGCAUCAGGGGCUGGGCCUGAUAGAAGUGGUCCAAGAGCAGUUUCUGUUGUAAAUUCCUGUUCAGAAAGGUUGGGGGGAGCUAGGGUUGUUUCAACAGCUGUGGUCCCGGAUGAUGUAAGCAAAAUAAAGGAUGUUCUACAUAGAUGGAGUGAUAUUGAGCAAAUGGAUCUCAUCCUCACCCUCGGUGGUACUGGCUUCACCCCACGAGAUGUAACCCCAGAAGCAACCAAAGAGUUGAUUGAGAAAGAAACACCUGGUCUUCUUCAUGUCAUGAUGCAAGAGAGUUUGAAGGUGACACCAACUGCUAUGCUCUCGCGCUCUGCAGCAGGAAUAAGAGGGUCAUCACUGAUCAUUAACAUGCCUGGGAAUCCAAACGCGGUUGCUGAGUGCAUGGAGGCUUUGUUGCCUGCCCUCAAGCAUGGACUAAAGCAGAUAAGGGGAGACAAGAGAGAAAAGCAUCCCCGACACGUCCCUCACGCACAAGGGGCGACUACGGAUGUGUGGGAACAAAGUUAUAAGCUGGCCUCAGCUAGUGGCACCGAGCCAGGCUGUUCUUGUUGCCGUUAAUACGGAGGAAUAAAGUCAUGUAAUAUUGUGUAUUUUUUGUCCAGCAUCUCAUCAGUGUAAUAAUGGUAUUGUUGUAUGCCUUCAUAAGUUUAUUGUUGAUAGGGAAAAUGCGGUUGCUAAAGAUACGCAUAUGACAUAUCAGGAAUGAGAAUAUUUGGAAAAAGGGAAUUAUGUCGAAUAUUUGGGAUAUGGGAUAAACAACCUCCUUUUGGUAUUGAUACCGAAUUGAGAAUGUAAAUAUUUUUUCAAUGUGAGAGUCACUUACUUUUUUCA
Pyrus x bretschneideri (Chinese white pear) is the source of this 2295-nucleotide messenger RNA. RefSeq names its product molybdopterin biosynthesis protein CNX1. NCBI's taxonomy places the organism in Eukaryota, Viridiplantae, Streptophyta, Magnoliopsida, Rosales, Rosaceae. The transcript has 12 exons. Gene Ontology annotation, biological process: molybdenum incorporation into molybdenum-molybdopterin complex; Mo-molybdopterin cofactor biosynthetic process. Gene Ontology annotation, cellular component: cytoplasm; cytosol. Bases 16 to 2022 code for a protein of 668 amino acids. The record is from RefSeq and is a predicted model, not a curated record. Gene Ontology annotation, molecular function: molybdopterin molybdotransferase activity.